Molecule: messenger RNA, 1223 nt
Organism: Vanessa atalanta (red admiral)
Lineage: Eukaryota; Metazoa; Arthropoda; Insecta; Lepidoptera; Nymphalidae
Product: zinc finger protein 555-like
Exons: 1
Coding region: 98-1135 (345 amino acids)
Biological process (GO): regulation of DNA-templated transcription
Cellular component (GO): nucleus
Molecular function (GO): RNA polymerase II cis-regulatory region sequence-specific DNA binding; zinc ion binding; DNA-binding transcription factor activity, RNA polymerase II-specific
Source: RefSeq, a predicted model, not a curated record
CAAAAGCUUGUAUAAUACGUGAUUACUUAUUAGAAUUUAAAAUUUAUCGACUUGCAGAUAAUUUUAAAGGAUUUAAAAUACUAUUUUAAAUAACAAUAUGGUUACCGCGUAUUAUAUUAUGAAAAUGACAAGAAAUAGAAAAAAUACAGACAUUCAUGAAUAUUAUAGUAACCUGCGGGACGAUACUUAUUCGAAAACAUUAUACCAUAAAGACCGUAUAAUGUGCAGGAUCUGUAUGAAGGAUGGUUCUGUACCAAUAUAUGGUUCAGGAAGUUGCGAUGUAAUUGAGGCUUUACGAAUUUUCGGUAAUAUAGUGGUCAGGGAAGAAGAUAACUUCCCAAAACAUCUUUGUAAGAUAUGUUAUAAGUUUAUAAAAGAAGCUAAUUUAUUUAGAAAAAUAGCAGCACAAACUGAUAAAUUUUUAAAAUCUCCGAUCAAAGAAGAAGCUGUUGAUGUAUCGCUGGACUGUCAUGAAUGUCCUGAAGAAAUUGCAAACCAAGACCCAGUAAGAAAUUGGCCAGUAACUGUCACCUCAGGAAAUCAAUCCAAGAAUUGCAAAAUGAAGGUUAUCUCUAAAGUUCAAUGCUAUGUGUGCAAUAAAGUUGUAAACAAAUCAUAUUACAAGGAACAUUUGACAAUGCACGAUCCUAACCAUCAUAAGUAUGUUUGUGAUAUUUGUGGUAAAUCAUUUAGACUUCGAUGUGCAUACCAUAAUCACAGCCUCCGUCAUGAAAAUGGCUUUCCAUAUAAAUGUAAGUUUUGCCCAUAUAAAGGCAAAUAUGCUGAACUUCUUAAAACGCACAUGAGAACUCACACAGGUGAUUACAGAUAUAUGUGCACCGAAUGUCCAGCUAGGUUUCUAUUUAAAAGUAAUUUAAAUAGUCAUAUAUUAAACAAGCACAAAGAAAAAGAGCACAAAUGUGAGGCCUGUAAAAGAGCAUUCCACACAAAGUUAGCUCUGCAGAGACACUUUGAAGUGGAUCAUUUGGGCAUCAAAACACAUGUGUGCAAUAUAUGUGGUAAUACAUUUGGAUAUAGAAAUGCAAUGAUGAAACAUCAAAGAAGAGUUCAUAAGAGAGAGAAAAUGAUGUUUUCUCGAAUGCCAUCAUAUUUACAAGUUGAAAAUAAGAAUUAAACAACAGAUGUUUUAAUUUAAGCUUAAUAUAAUGUUUCAUUUUCAUAAAUAGAAAAUUUAUAAUUUUAUGUGUGAAAAGAUUUAAUAG